AUGAAUCUCAGUCUCCCAAUUCGGAGUGCCAGCAGGAGGAAUGAUGAGAGCAGGAAUCACUUUACGAGCAAUUACACCCCUACUUCUUCUACCGAAGCCAUUGAGGGGCCUAUUCGGGAACCUGCUCCUUUGAAUGAUCGAUUGAUUGUUGGACUGGACUUUGGUACCACUUAUUCAGGUGUUGCCGCUGUAUACACAUCAACUCCAGACGAUGUCGAGAUUAUCAAGACCUGGCCAGGAGGCAACGGCAUAACAUCAGACAAAGUACCAACAGAGAUAGCAUAUGACUACUCCCCAGAUGCGUCAGAGACAGCCGAGCCUAACAUCAAAUGGGGAUUCCAAUUCAAGCCCGAAGAAUCCCGUCUUCGCUGCAUCAAACUAUUCCUUGACCGCUCACAAAAGCUACCCUUCUACGUCAGCCCACUGGAAACAGCUGCUCAGUUGAAGAGAUUCAACAAGAAUGUCGUAGACGCCGUAAGCGAUUACUUGACCCAGGUAUAUAACCAUACCAUGGAGACGCUUACUCGGAGGUAUGGAGAGUCUUUCAUGGCGUCGACCAAAGUAGACUUCGUUCUCACUUGCCCAGCUGUCUGGUCGGACGCCGCGAAGAACACUACUUUGCAAGCUGCAGAGCGAGCGGGAAUGGGCCAGAAAUCAGAGAUCCAGAUGAUCAGCGAGCCGGAAGCUGCAGCAGUCUACACACUGAAAGCCAUACAGCCCAACCACCUAAGCGCCGGUGAUAACUUUGUUGUAUGCGAUGCUGGUGGCGGCACUGUGGAUUUAAUCGCGUACAAAAUCAUCUCUUUAAAACCACUACGGGUUGAAGAAUCCGCCGUGGGAACGGGUGGGCUGUGCGGAAGUGCGUUUUUGAAUUAUCGAUUUGAGGAACAUGUUCGGGGCCGUAUUGGAAAAGAUAGAUUCGACGAGAUGAAACUCAAGAAAGGCAAGUGCUGGCAGAUGGGCCUGAGAUACUGGGAAGAAUUCGUUAAGCGGAACUUCAACGAAGAAGAACAUUCCGAAGUCAAUGUCCCAUUCCCUGGCUUACCUGAUGACGAGGAAGCUGGGCUCGAUUGUGGAUUCUUGGUUAUGACUGCUGCUCAGAUCAAAGAGAUUUUCGAGCCUGUUGUCAAGGAGGUCUGCGAUCUAGUACAGGGGCAAGUAGAUGGGAUCCGACGCAAAGGCGGAAUAGUAUCUGGCAUCGUCCUAGUCGGCGGGUUCGGACAGAGCAAUUACCUCUACACGCGACUAAAAGGCCACUUCAACACCGCAGCCCCACCUCCCUACAGCGAGCGGCCCACCCACGCGCAAGCGACAGCUCUGAUCGAAAACGGCUCCGUGGAAGUCAUGCAGCCCGUCAAUGCAUGGACGGCUGUUGUGCGAGGAGCCGUCCUGCGCGGUCUCGAGGGUAGUAUGGUUAUUUCGCGGAAAGCGAGAAUGCAUUACGGGACUUCGUACGCUACAGUUUAUGACGAGGAUAAGCAUCAGGUUAGUGAGCGGUAUUGGAGUCCGCUGUGGGAGCGUUGGAUGGUCAGUGAUAGGAUGCAAUGGCAUAUAGCCAAGGGCGAAGCACUCAGUGCUGCUACUCCUAUCAGUUUCCACUACACUCGAAACUUCAGACCCGGACAAUCCCUAAUCGUAUCCGACGACCUCAUCGCCUCCGACGCCGACGGCGACCCCCCCGCAUCCUACACGCGCGAUCUCGUCAACGUCUGCACGCUAACCACAGAUUUGGGCGCCGUGCCUAAGAGUCUCUUCACGCGCCUGACUACCACUCGAGGUGUGGAGUUCGAUAACCUGGAUUUCACACUCGAGAUGGUUGUCGAGAGCGCGGGGCUAGCGUUUGAGCUUAAGGUUGAUGGGUUUCGGUAUGGGAGGGUGGAAGCGGAGUUUCAUUGA
Messenger RNA from Lachnellula hyalina, 1896 nucleotides. RefSeq names its product Heat shock 70 kDa protein. The record is from RefSeq and is a predicted model, not a curated record. Bases 1 to 1896 code for a protein of 631 amino acids. Lineage: Eukaryota; Fungi; Ascomycota; Leotiomycetes; Helotiales; Lachnaceae. The transcript is spliced from 4 exons. Gene Ontology annotation, molecular function: ATP-dependent protein folding chaperone; ATP binding.